AUGGCAUCAACACCACUUAUUGCAGUGAAUCUGCAGAGUCUGGGAUCCACAUCAUUUGCUGGUUUCCUGUUACAAGCUGGAGAAUUCGGUGGGUCAUCUCCUGUAGGUUCUUUUGUUGUGACAUCAAAUAACGCUCAACUCCUCACUUGCAACCAAAAGCCAAAGAGUUCUUCUGUAUCGCACACAUCAGACUCUCCAAAGAAUGGCAUCCAGGUGACCUGGAUACCAGAAGCAUCACAGGACAUACAUUCCAUUCAGUUCCAUGCAACCUUUGUACAGAAUUACCAGACCUUUUGGGUUGAUGUGACAAGUCCUGUUCUGAAGCUUGCAAAUAACCUUUCCACCAGCUCUUUACUUGUCCAAAGUACAUCGGUUCCCAUCUUGAUGUCAACAACUAAAACUCUCUCCAGUGCAGACUGUGGUGUCACAAAAGUGUGUUUCAGUCAGCCUUCAGGAUGUGACCCAUCAGCCAAUCCUAGCUGCUUCUUUAUGUCGGCCAUGGCUCUGAGUAGUGGUGCCUUGCAGUUUGCAAUAACAGGUCCUUCUAAUGGAUAUGUAGCUUUUGGGUUUUCAGAUGAUCAAACAAUGGGUAACGAUGAUAUUUAUUUUUGUGGUAUAAGCAAUACUGGACAAGUGUCAGUUCAACAUGCCUUUUCAACAGGACACAUAUCUCCACUAACUGUAGCUCUGGGGAACAUUUCUAAUAUAGAAGCAUCAAUGCAGAGCGGGGUAAUCAGCUGCUCCUUUACUUCCAUGAAUACUAUUUCUACCCAAAGGACUUCUGGCAUCAACCAAAUGUACUAUAUUUUGUUUGCCUCUGGACCCAGCAGCAAUGGAAUAAUCCAGCUCCAUACAAAAACCUUCGCCAGCACUGCCAAGAUAGAUAUUAUUAAACCUCAACGUCUACAAAAUGCUGAUGCUGUUUUUCCCCAAAUCAUGCAAGCACAUGGGGCACUGAUGCUGAUAGCCUGGAUGACCACCAGCUCAUUGGGAAUGAUGGUAGCCCGAUAUUUGAAAGGAAUGGCCAAAGGAACAACCCUAUUUGGCAAAGAUAUCUGGUUUGUGAUCCAUGUUACAAUGAUGAGUCUCACAGUUGCAGAAACCAUCAUUGCUUUCAUCCUCGCUUUCUCACACAUUCGGGGUUGGGCUGAGGGAGCCCAUUCGGUGAUGGGCUGUCUGGUGAUGAUUUUGACAAUGAUCCAGCCGACACUGGCUCUGCUGCGCUGUGCACCACAACAUCCAUGGAGGUUUCUAUUCAACUUGUCACAUGCUUUCAUUGGAGUAGCAGUAAAAGGUCUGGGUGUGGCGGCCAUAUUUACAGGUCUGAAGAAGAUUGACAGCACCACAAACCAUUGGUUGAUGAAUGUUAUGGGAGUUUUUUUUGCCUGGGAAGCCAUGUUCUACACACUGUUGGAGCUCCUUGUUAGAUGGAAGAGAAAUAAAUCAGAUUCUUCUUCAGUGCUGGAAUCCAAAACAAUCAGUGUUGACCUUCUGUUGGUGGCUUUUUACUUCCUUGGAAACAUUUCCUUUUUGGUGGCUCUGUUGUGUGGAAUAGGGUUGUCAUAA
This is a messenger RNA of Nematolebias whitei (Rio pearlfish), 1566 nucleotides long. RefSeq names its product putative ferric-chelate reductase 1. Bases 1 to 1566 code for a protein of 521 amino acids. NCBI's taxonomy places the organism in Eukaryota, Metazoa, Chordata, Actinopteri, Cyprinodontiformes, Rivulidae. The transcript is spliced from 16 exons. Gene Ontology annotation, molecular function: oxidoreductase activity, acting on metal ions. The record is from RefSeq and is a predicted model, not a curated record.